AUGCUUCUUCCCAACUCCCUUGCUACCUUCGUCCCUCUGGUCGGCCUUUGGGUUGCCCAAGCGUCUGCUGGCCCUGCAUCCGCCGGCCAGUCGUCACCAGGUCUCUUCGACCGGGAGAUUGCCUGUCCUAAUUAUGCCCAAUAUUCUACCUUUGCACAUCGCCCCUUCAGUGAAGGGCCCCUCGCAUUGCCGUACCAGCGACCCGAUCCUCGAUGCCGGACCUUUCAUUCUGACGAGGUGGAACGCGUGAUUCAGGAGGUCACCUCGCGCAUGAAGGAUCCUGAUCUGGCCAGACUCUUCGAGAACGCAUUCCCUUCGACCACCGACACGACCAUCAAGUUCCACACAGACGGCACCGGCGCUAGCGUCAUCGAGCACACGGAACGGGGUCUCAAUGCCGACGGGAAAUGGCAGGGCCCUCACUCUUUCAUCCCCCUCGCCAAAAAGGACCCCGCCAUCUUCAACCUGAUCCUGGGCGCCAUCAACACGCAGGCCGAGUAUGUCAUCGAGUCGCCCUACUGCAACGCCUUCCAGCCGCCGCCCAUCAGCAACCUGCAGCCGAGCGUCAACGGGCAGCAGGAGGAUGUCGUCCACCCGCUCUACGAGGCCACCUCGGUCUUCGAGUGCAAGUACGAGCUGGAUUCUCUGGCGCACUUUCUCGCCCUGGCCAACCGGUUCCACGACAACACGGGGUCGACCAAGUUCCUCAACGACAGGUGGUACGCCGCCGUCGACACGCUCGUCUCCGUGCUGGAGCAGCAGUCGCGGUCGACCUUUGACGCCAAGACGGGCCGCUUCGUGCGCAACGAGUACACCUUCCAGCGCAAGACCGACACGGGCACCGAGACGCUGAACCUCAAGGGCGUCGGCAACCCGCUGAACUGGGGCACCGGCCUCGUGCGGUCGGCGUUUCGGCCCAGCGACGACGCGACCAUUCUCGGCUUCUUCAUCCCCGCCAACGCCAUGAUGUCCGUCGAGCUCAAGCGCACGGCCGCCAUCCUGCAGGCGUCCGGAAAGAAGGACCUCGGCGUCACCCUCGAGAAGUGGGGCAAGAGGAUCGCCGACGGCGUCUGGACCCACGGCGUCGUCAAGCACCGCAAGUACGGCGACGUGUUCGCCUACGAGGUCGACGGCUACGGCUCGCAGAUCAUCAUGGACGACGCCAACUACCCCUCGCUCCUGGCGCUGCCCCUCAUGGGCUUCACCGAGACGACCAACGAAGUGUACCAGAACACGAGGAAGAUGCUGCUGGAGAAGGCGGGCAACCCCUACUACCUCCAGGGGCGCGUCUUCGAGGGCAUCGGCGGACCCCACGUCGGCCUGUCGAACGCCUGGCCCAUGAGCCUGCUGAUCCAGGCGCAGACGUCGGACGAUGAUGCUGAGAUCACAAAGUCUCUGCACCUCGUUCUGCAGUCGGCCAAGCUCGGCCUCGUGCACGAGAGCAUUGAUGUGAACUUUAUCACGUCCUACACGCCACGCUCGAAGAACACGUUUGUGCACACGACUGCGUGGAGAUGA
Molecule: messenger RNA, 1518 nt
Organism: Verticillium alfalfae VaMs.102
Lineage: Eukaryota; Fungi; Ascomycota; Sordariomycetes; Glomerellales; Plectosphaerellaceae
Product: DUF1237 domain-containing protein
Exons: 4
Coding region: 1-1518 (505 amino acids)
Biological process (GO): carbohydrate metabolic process
Source: RefSeq, a predicted model, not a curated record